AUGUCGUCUCAUAAGACUUUCCAGAUCAAGAGAUUCCUGGCCAAGAAACAGAAGCAGAAUCGGCCCAUUCCCCAGUGGAUUCCAAUGAAAACCGGGAAUAAGAUCAGGUACAACUCCAAGAGAAGACAUGGGAGAAGAACUAAGCUGGGUCUGUCAGGAGGCCCCUGGGGGAUGCCACUCACGGGCGCCUUUGCCCAGGCUCACAUCAUGUUGAGUUGCAUUAAGACUUUUGCCACCAUCUGA
Molecule: messenger RNA, 243 nt
Organism: Echinops telfairi (small Madagascar hedgehog)
Lineage: Eukaryota; Metazoa; Chordata; Mammalia; Afrosoricida; Tenrecidae
Product: 60S ribosomal protein L39-like
Exons: 1
Coding region: 1-243 (80 amino acids)
Biological process (GO): translation
Cellular component (GO): ribosome; cytosolic large ribosomal subunit
Molecular function (GO): structural constituent of ribosome
Source: RefSeq, a predicted model, not a curated record